Messenger RNA from Entrophospora sp. SA101, 1257 nucleotides. NCBI's taxonomy places the organism in Eukaryota, Fungi, Glomeromycota, Glomeromycetes, Entrophosporales, Entrophosporaceae. The record is from the annotation of a GenBank genome assembly.
AUGAAAGCUGUAUAUAUCAUCGAUGCUUCUCAAUCCAAAAUUGAUUAUGACAAUAAAGGUUCUUCUAUCGUCACCAAUUCAUCAAAUUCGAUCUCAAAACCAGUCGAUAUUCCAAAAUCUAGAUCCUCAAUUACUACUUCAUCUUCUCAAUCAACUAACGCUGAUAAAAAUUAUAUUCCCCGUCCUAAAAAUUGUUUUAUGGCAUAUAGAGAACAUAUAAAAGAAAAAUUUUUGAUUGAAAAUCCUGGAAUUAAUAAUAAGGUAGUAUCGGUCCUUGCUGCUAAUAUGUGGAAUAAUGAACCUGAAGAUGUUAAAGAGCAUUGGAGAGAACAAACCAAGCUUAAAGAUAAUAAUUCUUCUAACACUACCAAUACCACUACUACAAAUGACACUACUUCUAUUACCAAUUGCCGUAAAAAGAAUGUUGUAGAUUCAAAGAUGAUUUUUGCUGAUGGUUUUAACAAUGAAAUAAUGUGUGGUGAUGAUAACAGCAAUAAUAAAGAUGACGUAAAACAAAAACAACCAAUUUAUUCUUUAGGUCUGGAAGGAAUUGCUACUGCUGAUGAUCAUGAAGAUAUCUAUUUACAGCAUUUACAGAAAAAAGCUAUAUUUGGUCAUUAUAGAUCAUCGUCUGUUGAUUCUUUAAGUUCUUGGACAAGCGAUUCCACCGUCUCAACCCCUUUACUUUCACCUUUUGCUGGCUCACCUGCAUCCUUGUCUCCUCCGACUUUUCAAUGUAACAAUAGCGUGGGAAGAUCUGCUUUACAUUCAAAGAUGAUUUUUGCUGAUGGUUUUAACAAUGAAAUAAUGUGUGGUGAUGAUAACAGCAAUAAUAAAGAUGACGUAAAACAAAAACAACCAAUUUAUUCUUUAGGUCUGGAAGGAAUUGCUACUGCUGAUGAUCAUGAAGAUAUCUAUUUACAGCAUUUACAGAAAAAAGCUAUAUUUGGUCAUUAUAGAUCAUCGUCUGUUGAUUCUUUAAGUUCUUGGACAAGCGAUUCCACCGUCUCAACCCCUUUACUUUCACCUUUUGCUGGCUCACCUGCAUCCUUGUCUCCUCCGACUUUUCAAUGUAACAAUAGCGUGGGAAGAUCUGCUUUACGCCCACGUCGUCAUUCUCAACAGCUUUUAGCCGAAUUUGAAGAUGGUAUUAAACAACAACAACUUUUUAAUGAGAAAAUCCAUCUCAAUGAUAAUAAAAUAGUUGGCAGUCUAUAUUCGCACGAGAAUCAAAAGAAUAGAAAAUAUCAAAAUUGA